This is a messenger RNA of Fusarium tjaetaba, 1038 nucleotides long. RefSeq lists its product as uncharacterized. The transcript is spliced from 6 exons. The record is from RefSeq and is a predicted model, not a curated record. NCBI's taxonomy places the organism in Eukaryota, Fungi, Ascomycota, Sordariomycetes, Hypocreales, Nectriaceae. Bases 1 to 1038 code for a protein of 345 amino acids.
AUGAAUAUCAAUACUUCUAUUGCUAUACAAGCAGUAUUGCUUGCUUUGGCAUUAGUUGUUCUUGUUCUACGAUCCUGGGCGCAUUACCUCCUCAAGCAGAACCUCCUUAACCUAUCGGAUAUCUUUGCAUGGCUGGGAUGGAUCUUCAGCUUGGGAUGGUUUAUCUGCUCGACUCUCGCGCUCCUAAUUCUCAUCGAUAACCCUGCGAUCGGAUCCGAGCUGGUAGUCAAUAAUGUGGAGUAUUUGAAGACCGUGUUAGUGGCCGAGUACUUCUUCGACACGGGGAUCUACUUUCCCAAGAUAUCCAUUGUUCUCUUCUACUGGACGUUGAUUCCCAGGGUUCUGGAAACCUUGAGAAAAGUAUUACUGGGAAUCUCGAUUUAUCUCGGUUGCGCUCUGCUUGCGUCGGUCCUCACGAAUACUCUCAUAUGCUUGCCUUUCUACGAUAACUGGUCCAUCGAAAACCAACUCAAGUCAGCUUGGAAUUCGUACCCUUCCUUCUGCAUUCAGUGGGCUCUCAACUUUUCCACCGAUUUGCUGAUAUUCGUCUAUCCAUUCUUUUUACUUAAGCACUUGAGAUUGCGCAAGGAACAAAAAAUCGGCCUCAUUGGCGUCUUUUCCUUGGGAACCAUCACAUUGAUAGUCAGCCUUUCACGAUUCAUCGCCUACAAUGUUACCAACUUUGAGCUCGAGGACGAAUCCGGCAACACAUUAACCCUCGCCGAAAUGAGCACCGCCGUCAUCGUCGUUUGCCUCCCUGGCCUCCGAACAUUCAUCGUGCGAUCGAAAAAGUCAACAAACCGCUCGUCUUCACACCAGCUGAGCGGCUAUGGCAACCACACAAGGAUUGGAGUAGGACAAACAUCCAAGACUGGCGGACAUAAAGGACAAGCGCCACCAUCUUCGUAUGCAAAAUGGGGCGUGAGAGAUGAUGAGAUCGAGUUGGUAACUCAUAUACGCGUUUCCCACGAACUGGCAAAUCCGGAUACUUGCAGUGCGAGCGAGCAAAGUGCGGCCAGUCGGAAUUUGGGACUAUGA